AUGGACCGAGGCAGUAACUUGACAGUGCCAGCGCGUUGGGAAGACAGGAAUCUUCGCAAAUACCUUAACAAACCUGAUGUUGUAAAAGAAAGUAGGUGGAUCGGUGGUAUCUACGAUUACGGAGCAAGGUCCUGGCGGUGGGGAGGAGAUCUCCGCAAGAUGCACUACCAGUCCUUCUCCAAGAUGAAGAAGAUGACCCCCGAAGAACUGAAGUGGCACUGCAUAGCUAUGAUGCCCGACUUACUUUACAGGUGGUCACCUCGCAACUGCAUCGAAGCUCGUCACUACAUCUGCCAAACUAAACUGCAAAAGGUGCCAAAGGCCAAAGUGAAGGACCUGCGUCGUCGCUGGCAACGAAUGGGACAGAUCAAUGAGAUCACUGCACCUAGCGUGAGCAGGGAAAUCAAUGACCCCAUGAUGGUGAAUGACGUCACAGUCAACCCGGUACAUCAUCCAAAAUCAUACGAUCUGCGUCCAAACCACUAUCCUAGAUUUGGGCAGAAGCGACAUGGCACGAGGACGAACGCCAGUCCUACCUCCAAGUAUGAUUUGAGACCGAAUGAGCUGAAGAAGCGAUCGAGGCCCAUCGUCCACCGAAGGCUCAAGAGACCGUUCCCAGGUUACACAUGGAAUCGCCGCGACCCUGAAGGCUCAUACCAACGUAACGCUGAGCUGCUACGUUCUGGCCGCACCGGGCUCACUCCACAGCAAGUGAACGCUCAUCUCGCCAGGCUGAGACAUCUGCGAGACAAACAAGUUGCUCGACGCAAGCGGCUUCGUGACGAUGACUGGCUGGUAAACGAGCCUAGACAAGCCCUCGCCCAGACCCACGCCAGGACCUACACUGUCGACAACAACAUCAGCGCCCUGCACCCCAAGACCAUCGUCGAAGAAUUCAACAUGGAAUUCCCCCACCACCCUGCUGGCCCACCAAAAACGAACCGCAACGCCGGCUAA
Molecule: messenger RNA, 957 nt
Organism: Spodoptera exigua (beet armyworm)
Lineage: Eukaryota; Metazoa; Arthropoda; Insecta; Lepidoptera; Noctuidae
Source: the annotation of a GenBank genome assembly